UUUUUAUACAUAUCGAGAUGAGUCCAACUCAACCGAGUCACCGCCGCGUAGUGCAGUGGCAUAAGCGGCGGCGCGUGAUUUCAACCCGUCAGUCCACCGCCCGAAGACGGAGCAAAAUGCGAAUGCAUAUCGCCAAAAAUCAGUCAGAAAGUCACUGCAAAAGCUUUUAGUUGAGAGAGAGAGAGAGAGAGAGAGAGAGAGAGAGAGUUCAUUUACAAUUUACAUCAUCACUUGCACUUUUCACUGGUCACUUCUCUCUCCCUUUCUCUCUCCUCGCUUCCAUUUGCUUCAUCUCGGGAACGCUCUGAAGGUUAAGGUUCGCUAUAUCUCUGUGUUUUGAAAGUUCUGUAGUCGUAGCUGUGUUGCUUUGUGGGGAAGUUGGUAGCUUUUUACACAAGAAAAGCACUCCGGUGGCGAAAAGGAGAUAGGAAGUGGUUACGCGCACGGGCAUUUUCCCAUUGUGUGGCGAGGGAAACAGAUCGGCAGUGAGCUUUUGCCUUUAGAGGGUUUAAGAAAUGCAAGGAGGGGGAGGUAGUCACUCGUUUCCUGAAGCCGCAUCAUUUGACAAAACAAGGGUAUUGGAUGUGAAGCCUCUCCGGGUUCUGAAACCUUUCUUUACCGCUUCCAAUGAAAACCCUCCCUCUUUCUCCAUCCCUCCCGGCGGCACUGGAACAUUGCCAACUUACCCAUUCAGUGUUCCGCAAGAAUUUCAGACCUCACAGCAAAACCCCCAAAGGCAAGCUCCAGUUGCUCCGAUUCCGCUCAGGUCAUUCAGGACUCCCGGACCUAGGAUAAAUGGCGAGGAGCCGAGAGAAGACGGGGCUGGUGAUAGUCCAAAUUAUGGCAAUUUCGAUCUGCGUCGUUCGAGAUCUUCCCGAAAGACAGGGAAGAAGAGCAAAGAGUCGGAGUUUUGGGUAGCAGACGGCGAAGGUAAUGGUGCACCUAAUUAUGUCGUUCCUAUCAAUUCGAUCCAACGCGAGGAUGGUGACGGGAAUGUGGUUGACUACGUGCUCAUGACAUUUGAUGGGAUUCGGAGGAGGCUUAGCCAAUUAGAAGACUCAAAGGAAGGGCAGACUGGAGGGAUCAAGCGUGCUGAUCUGAAAGCUGGGAAUAUGUUGAUGAGCAAAGGGUUUAGGACCAAUAUGAGGAGGAGAAUUGGGGCCAUCCCUGGUGUUAAAGUUGGUGACAUUUUCUUUUUCCGGAUGGAAAUGUGUGUCGUGGGACUACAUGCUCCAUCGAUGGCUGGGAUUGAUUACUUGAAUGUAAAAAGUGAUCAUCAAGAAGAAUCAGUAGCAUUAAGCAUUGUUUCCUCUGGGUCCUAUGAAGAUGAUGUAGGUGACAAGGAUGUUUUGAUUUAUAGUGGGCAGGGUGGGGCAUCUACCAAGAAAGAUAAGGAAGUUUCCGAUCAGAAGCUUGAGCGGGGUAAUCUUGCUCUUGAGAGAAGCUUGCGUCGUGCCAACGAGGUUAGAGUCAUUCGCGGAAUGAAAGAUGUUACAAGUCCCAAUAGCAAGGUGUAUGUAUAUGAUGGGCUUUACAGAGUACAAGAAUCGUGGAUGGACAAGGGUAAAUCUGGUGCUAGCAUUUUCAAAUACAAGUUGAUGAGGAUUCCUGGGCAACCAGAUGCAUUUGCUGUUUGGAAAUCGAUUGAAAGGUGUAAGGAAGUUAUCUCUACUCGCCCCGGACUGAUACUUUCUGAUUUGACUUCUGGGUCUGAGCACGUGCCCGUUUCCCUUGUGAAUGAAGUUGACAAUGAGAGAGGACCUGCUUAUUUUAAUUACUUCUAUGACCUAAGAUACUUCAAACCUUACAACUUAUCUGAUACUUCUCAUGGCUGCAACUGCAGCGAUGCAUGUAAACCUGGUGAUCUCAACUGCUCCUGCAUUCAGAAAAAUGGGGGUGAGUUUCCGUAUACUGGAACUGGGGUUCUCGUAAGUCGGAAGCCACUUAUACAUGAAUGUGGUCCAUCUUGCCGGUGCUCUCCGAACUGCAAAAACCGAGUCUCACAAAGUGGUCUGAAACUCCACCUAGAGGUGUUCAGGACAAAGGAUCGGGGUUGGGGCCUCCGAUCUUGGGAUCCUAUUCGAGCCGGAAGUUUUAUAUGUCACUAUGCAGGUGAUGUCAUAGACGGAACUAGACUGAAGCAUAAAUUAGAGCAAGGUGAAAGUGAUGAACAUGUUUUCGACACAAGCCGUGUUUACGAGUCAUUCAAAUGGAAUUAUGAAUCUGGAUUGUUGGGAGAAGAACGUUCAAAUGACUCUUCAGAGGAGUACAGUAUGCCACACCCCUUGAUUAUUAGUGCUAAGAACUUUGGAAAUGUGGCCCGAUUUAUGAACCAUAGUUGUUAUCCAAAUGUCUUCUGGCAACCAGUCUUUUAUCAGCACAAUAAAGAGUGCUAUAUCCGUAUUGCCUUUUACGCCAAAAGGCACGUUCCUCCAAUGACAGAGUUAACUUAUGACUAUGGGUUUCUGCCUGAUGAUCGUGAUAUUUACACCACAAGGUAUAGGAAGAAGCAAUGCUUAUGUGGAACUUCAGAGUGCCGGGGUUAUUUUGGCUUGUAGUGUGAUGUGCGAAAUGGGAGAGAAGCAUAGGGGUGGUAAAUCGUGGACUUAGAAGUGAGGGGCACUCUGCGGAAGUAGGAAGAAAGUGGAAAUUGCACGGUAGCUGUUGGCUUUAAUGCUUUCAAUGUAAUCAGGAGAAGUUAUCGUGUGAUAAGUAGAUGGAAAGAUAGAUGCUGAUGGAGCUGUGCCCAUGGGUGAAGGAUUGGUUAUGUGGGAGGUGAGAUUGCUGGGAUUAGCGGAUGCUGAUGGCAUGGGAAGGUGGAAUCUCACGAGUUAGUUGGUCUAGGUAGAGGGGCGCAAGUACAAAUAACAUUUUCAUAUCUCGGAGAGAAGUACGUGCAGGCAAGUAAUACUCAGCAACCUGUAGACAUUUACCAUGAUUAUUCCCCGAUAAUCUGGUGAGAGUUCCUAUUGGAGAUAUGAUGAGUGGCCUCAUAAUUCUAGUUGGAUGAUAAAUUGUCGUGGAUGUGGGCUUUAGACAAGAACGUCUAAAAUCAGAUUUCUUUGAUCAUUUUGGAUGAUGAAGUGCCAUAGGGUUGGCCAAAACUAAUGGAGCAGGACUGCCUUUUAUAAAGCUAUCAGAAAGCUGUCUUUCUCCUUUUAAUAUUCUUUGCACAAUAGAGUUCGCCGCUGUGCAAUCUGAGAAUGUAAACUUGGUUUGACUUGUUGUAUUAUUUUUUGUAGCUUUUACGUGCUUCAAAACUCCAAAAUUCAUCAUCCUUCACUUUAUAUGGCAUAUUUUUCCUGUGG
This is a messenger RNA of Rhodamnia argentea, 3308 nucleotides long. Its product is annotated as histone-lysine N-methyltransferase, H3 lysine-9 specific SUVH1-like. The coding region runs from base 516 to 2558 and encodes 680 amino acids. The transcript is spliced from 3 exons. Gene Ontology annotation, molecular function: histone methyltransferase activity; protein binding; zinc ion binding. Lineage: Eukaryota; Viridiplantae; Streptophyta; Magnoliopsida; Myrtales; Myrtaceae. Gene Ontology annotation, cellular component: nucleus. The record is from RefSeq and is a predicted model, not a curated record.